This is a messenger RNA of Paramuricea clavata, 14143 nucleotides long. Lineage: Eukaryota; Metazoa; Cnidaria; Anthozoa; Malacalcyonacea; Plexauridae. The record is from the annotation of a GenBank genome assembly.
GCAAAAUUUCAAAAUGGCGACCGAUUCAGAGAAGAAUUUCCUUGUGUGUAAGCUCUGAAUUAAACGUAAAAGAAUCUAGCUCUGGCCUCACAAUAUGACGCUAGGUGGAGGGCCAGAGGAUGUCUCUCAAAGGAAGAAAAUUUUGGCUGAAAAGCUAUCAAAGGUAACAAGGUUUAGGUCAAUUUUUAAUGGCUGUCAAAUUGUGAAAAUUUCCCUCUGUUGCUGCACUCUGUUUGAUUGCUGGAACUAUAUUGAUAAAUAAUAUAUACUUUUAUUUCUGUACAGGAGCAAACCAAUUUAUCGUUCCUCGAGGAAAGCCUCACUAAAAGUGAACAAUUGACACAAAACAUGGUAUGUUUUGGAAAUGGUAAUUUGCCUGUUUUGGCAAGGCAAGGCUGUCUUGUGGCUUGCAGGAUUGGGUGUAUGAUGCUUUACCGUGCAUAAUACAUUGCAACUAAGGCCUGUUUAUUAUAUAAAGUAUAGUGCUUUAUAGAGAUUUCGAGCACUGAUAAAACUGAUAAUCUCACAUGUAAGAUUAUUUAUGAUAAUUUCAUAUGUGAAAAUUAUCGCUUUUCAGUUAUCACUUUUCAAAGACUGUCCUUUAUAUAAUAAAUGGAGAAUACAUGGGUGCUUGGAAAUACCAGAAUUAUUUCGAGUGUUGAACAUGAUAUCUCACUCGUGAGAUAUCAUGUUCAACACGAGAAUUUGAUUUAUUUUAAUCAGGCAGAUUUAUUUCUCGUGUUGAACAUGAUAUCUCACUCAACACUUGGAAUAAUUCUGGUAUUUCCAAGCACCCAUGUAUUCUCUAUUUCAAACGCCGUGCUUGACAUGUGCAGAAUACAUUAAUGUAUGGCAUAUGAAACAGGCCUAACUCCAAUCAUCCGUAAAAACCAGACUGAAAUAUUUCACUUUGCACAGAAAUUAUUCUUUAGAAAAUUGUGCAGAAAUGUCAGACAUAUUCACAGAAAAUUUACGCCAGACCAAGGGAUCUUGCAGUCACAGUAUUUUUGUCAAAUAGAUCAGAAAUCUGCUUGGUUUUUAGUUCACAAAUGCAUUUUGUGCAGAUUCUUCACAAACUAUUUGCAGUUUAUUACAAUUUGCAAAACUUUGCACAGAAAUUAUUCUUUAGAAAAUUGUGCAGAAAUGUCAGACAUAUUCACAGAAAAUUUAUGCCAGACCAAGGGAUCUUGCAGUCACAGUAUUUUUGUCAAAUAGAUCAGAAAUCUGCUUGGUUUUUAGUUCACAAAUGCAUUUUGUGCAGAUUCUUCACAAACUAUUUGCAGUUUAUUACAAUUUGCAAAACUUUGCACAGAAAUUAUUCUUUAGAAAAUUGUGCAGAAAUGUCAGACAUAUUCACAGAAAAUUUAUGCCAGACCAAGGGAUCUUGCAGUCACAGUAUUUUUGUCAAAUAGAUCAGAAAUCUGCUUGGUUUUUAGUUCACAAAUGCAUUUUGUGCAGAUUCUUCACAAACUAUUUGCAGUUUAUUACAAUUUGCAAAACUUUGCACAGAAAUUAUUCUUUAGAAAAUUGUGCAGAAAUGUCAGACAUAUUCACAGAAAAUUUAUGCCAGACCAAGGGAUCUUGCAGUCACAGUAUUUUUGUCAAAUAGAUCAGAAAUCUGCUUGGUUUUUAGUUCACAAAUGCAUUUUGUGCAGAUUCUUCACAAACUAUUUGCAGUUUAUUACAAUUUGCAAAACUUUGCACAGAAAUUAUUCUUUAGAAAAUUGUGCAGAAAUGUCAGACAUAUUCACAGAAAAUUUAUGCCAGACCAAGGGAUCUUGCAGUCACAGUAUUUUUGUCAAAUAGAUCAGAAAUCUGCUUGGUUUUUAGUUCACAAAUGCAUUUUGUGCAGAUUCUUCACAAACUAUUUGCAGUUUAUUACAAUUUGCAAAACUUUGCACAGAUUUUCAUAGUCGCAAGAACCUUUGUGUAAGAAAUUGAUUUCCUCCAAAGCCAAAACUUUGCAGUCUGGCUUGGUUGUUUCUAGGCAAGUAAAUGCAGACUACAUUCUUAUUCAAUUCAUGGUAAUAGCAGAUGAUGCAAAUUUCCUGACAAUGAAUUCAAUCUGUGUGAUUUCAGCUUGGCAUCCUGUCAUCUUUUGACAGCCGCCUCAGUAAACUAGAGGGAAACAUUCUGCCUGUUCAUCGAGAAACUGUUGAAUUACAGAGAAUGCAGAAAAGUAUCCUUAGAUGAUGUGCAUAAGGGAAGCAUCAGAUAUACAAAAAAAAACAUUGUGGUCAAGUUUAUUGAAGGAUUUGUUUUGAAAGAUUUGUGAGAUUCAGAGCAUUUCAUCAAUAUUUUUUACUUUUUUAAUUGAGUGUUUUGAAGCAUAUAUUUCAGAAAAACACAUCAUGCCUACAAAUCCCUCCCUCCCAGAUGUCAUAUUGCCAUCUUUUUGGUAGAAACAACUCUUCAAUUAUUUAUGCAUUGAGCUGCAAUGAGUUUAUAUUACUGGUACAUUUCUAGACAUUUACAAUGUUUAGCAAACAUAAUUGUUUAUAAAUUAUCAAAAUUGAAAUCCAUAUUAUUAGUUGUGAUGGCACAUGUUUUGACUUACAGUAUUUUAUCUCACAAAGAUACUAUAAUCAAAUUAGUGUAUCUUUACAUAUAAGCAGUUGUUUUUUGUUUUUAAACCUAAAAUGUAAUAGUCUUAACCCAGUUGCAUGGUGCCAGUACUCUCCCCUUGAUGAAUAAAAUCAUCUGGCAUUAGGAAUAUGGUAAUUUCUUUGUUUGUGACUUACAUUCAUGAGUUGUAGUUGUGCACAUAGUACCUGUAGUUUCUUGAACUGUCUAUCAGAUAUUGAUAAAGUGUUGCGUGGCUUGGAUAAUGUCAUUAGUUAUCAUAACGUUGCUUCCAGUGAAGAUCAAGAUAUCAGAGAUGGGUUAGUACAUGUUUCCACAUUGUUAAACUAUUCAAAGUUAUUUUUUCUUCAUGAGGCUUGCCUUAUUGACUCAUGUUUUAGCCUGCCUGCAUGUCAUAACUUGUGUUUGUCUUUAUUUUAAUGCAAGACCUGGUGCAGAUGUGGACAGUUACUUACGAAGCUUAGAAAGAGUUCAAGAUGCCAUUGAGUUCUUUGAAAGAAACAAUCCUAACAGUCCUGAGUUAUCUCUCCUGGUGAGUUUGAACAACAACAACGACAGCAGUAAAAUCAACAGAAACAAUAGUAGCAACAACAACAACAAAGAACAACAACAACAGCAACAACAACAACAACAACAACAACAACAACAACAACAACAACAACAACAAAGAACAACAGCAACAACAACAACAACGAAGAACAACAACAACAGCAACAACAACAACGAAGAACAAGAACAACAACAAAAACAACAACAACAACAACAACAGCAACAACAACAGCAACAACAACAACAAAGAACAACAGCAACAACAACAGCAACAACAACAGGAUCAAUAACAACAACAACAACAACAGCAACAGGAUCAACAACAGGAUCAACAACAGCAUUAACAACAACAGCAACAGGAUCAACAACAGCAUCAACGACAGAAUCAACAACAGCAUUAACAACAACAGCAACAGGAUCAACAACAGCAUCAACAACAGCAACAGGAUCAACAACAGCAUUAACAACAACAGCAACAGGAUCAACAACAGCAUCAACAACAGCAUCAACGACAGGAUCAACAACAGGAUCAACAGGAUCAACAAGAGGAUCAACAGGAUCAACAACAGGAUCAACAACAACAAUAGUAGCAACAACAACAACAAUGACAACAAUAAUAACAACAGCAACAACAAACAAUAGUAACACCAACAACAACAUCAACAAUUGACAAAAAACACAAAAUAAGCUUUUUAACAAGUUGAAUGAGAACAAAAACAACAACGAUCAUAUGAGCAAUAAUUACAUAAGCUUCAACUUUAGUUAUUUUGUUUCCAGACAUCCUUGAUGGAAACAGGUCGGGAGCAAAUGGAAAGAUCUUUUAGAAAUUUAUUAACUCGAAGCAGCAGUCCUGUAACAGCAAACACGUUGCUAGACAUAUUGAAUGCAGGAGAAGGUAGCAAAUCUAUCUAAUUUUUACAAAUUUAUUGCAGCUCAUAGAUUACUUUGAAGAAAAAUAUUCACUUGUCAUAUUUACAUAAUAUUUGUGUUUUACUCUUAGAGAUUCAAGAAGGAGAAGCAGGACCUCAGCUGAAGCAAAUAAAUGGUAUUGUAUAGUUUGCUAGCUAAUACUACCAGUGCAUCGGUUUAGGGGCAGUUCAACCAAAAUUUUCUUUAGGUGCAUUUUUUCCAGAUAAAGCAGUGGGGAAAAGUGUGCUUUUCUAACUAUUUGAAACACAAGCAGGAGUGCUUUAUCAGAUAUAAAACGUCUAAUUUCUCCUUGUAUUUUUUUUUCUGUGUUGGUGUUGUGCACUCAGGUGAAUAUGAUGUUUGUGAUGUUACUCUGAGUGUAUAUCCACCACACCGGACGAGCUUGAAAAAUAUGCCCGGCCACGGUGGGAAUCAAACCUACGACCUUUAGAAUACUAGCCCAAUGCUCUGCCAACUGAGCUACGCGGUCAGGUCGGUUCAAGUAAGUGAUAUUUCGGAACAGAAUCUAGUUCCUUCGAUACCAAUGUAAUCUAGUAAUAUGAUUUCUUCUUGUAUUUUUCCUUACCAACAAAAGCUUGUAUACAUGCAUGGGUAUAUACUGUUAAAAUAAAACAAAUAAUUUAUAUUGUUUCUUUCAUCAAUCUUAUCAGAUGAAGUGAUUGAUGAUUUAAGCAAGAUUGCUACAUGGUUGGUUCAGGAAACGAAGAGUAAUGGUCAGUUUGUUAGCUUUUGUGAAUAUGAACAUUUCAGCCAGUCAAUAACUGAGCUCACCCAAAUAGACCAGAAAGUCUUGGCUAUAGAGCCAAGAUUGUGAUGUCAAGAUUGUGAUUAGAUAUCUGCUUUAGAGACGUCCUUUACCUUGUUGGCGAUGAUCAUAUUCUAUACAGAUCUUUUUAUCAUUGUACACAUUGUACACAUAGGUGUACAACAUAUGGGGUGGUGCUGUCUGCUGGCUGAGUACUGUCUAGAAGACUGUAUUACGUUGUUUUUGUUUUUUAGAUUUUCUGAAUGUAUAUGUACAAAUUAGGUCCAAUAUGUUGGACAAAACUUUACAAGGGUAGGUUUUAACAUUUAUUUAUAUAUAUAUUUUGAUUUACCUCAAAAAACCACAACAGUCUGUUUCAUCCGUAUAGGAUGAAACAAAUUGUUGAAACAUAUGGAUGAAACAGACUGUUGUGGUUUUUUUGAGGUAAAACAAAACAUGUUUUGUAAACCAAACACAAACAGUGCUCAAUACCAUAUAGAUAGAGCAUAAUAUAGUUUUUCGUUUUACCUCAAAAAACCACAACAGUCUGUUUCAUCCGUAUAUAUAUAUUUUAAGUUGUGUAAUUGUACACUCCGUAAUAUGUUAAAAUGAAAAUGUUCUAGAGUAUGUAUUAUAUAAUUUCCAUACCCAGCGCAAGCAGAAAGAUGUUGUCUGCCGCGGCUGGUUGCAGGUUCAAGACCCAGCCGCUGCAGACAACAUCUUUCUGCUUGCGCUGGGUAUGGAAAUUAUAUAAUACACACUCUAGAACAUUUUCAUCUUAAUUUAUAUAUAUAUAUAUAUAUAUAUAUAUAUAUAUAUAUAUAUAUAUAUAUAUAUAUAUAUAUAUAUAUAUAUAUAUAUAUAUAUACAGGGUGUAUCAAAAAAAGCGCAAUCCUCGAUUGAAAUGUAAAUUGCUAAACAAAUAAUAGACGAAAACGUUAAAGUUUACAUUCAUUUUAAAGCGUAGCCAUUCAGCUUUCUAACAGUGGGUUGCUUCUUAAAUUUGACUCAUUGGUUCGCGGGUAAUAAUACUUUACGUUAUUGCGAUUGGAGAUUAAAAAAAUUGAGAUGGAAUAACAAAUCGUUCUCAUGAAAAUAACUGAUUUUUCAUUAAAACAAAAAAAUGUUGCAUUUUAUUAAAUGGAUUGUAACAAUAAGUAUAAUUACGGCUUUUCUUCCACUAUUUUUAACUCAGUUUGAAACUUCAAAUGCGAUAUAAUUUUGGCUUGGACCAUCUAAGCUGACUGACAUCAACUUGCUAUAAUUUCUGUUUACAUUACAUCGCAAUUCGAUGACAUUCUCUUAUAUAUAUAUAUAUAUAUAUAAUUAUAUAUAUAUAUAUAUAUACUGUAUAUAUGUGAGUGCUUCCAGUUUGACUCAGCGGAGCUAUUCUGGUUUCCUUCUAAACUUGAUUUUGAUGAAUGACGCUUGACCUCCAUAGAAAACAUGAGAAUGAUAUAGUUAAAGGGUAUUUGUGGUGUUUUUUACAGAUUGAUUGAGGCUCAUUCUCAAGGAAAAGUAGAGAGUUAUUCACCAGCCAAUAUUGUAAGUUGAACUUUAGUUUGUUCUGAUUUGUGUUCAUAAUCUUGUAUUGAAACAAAAUGUGUGUUUACUUUAAAUAUUGGAAGAUAUUGGUAAAGUCAAACGUCAUUAGUAAUUUUGUUAAUUUGCUUAUGUUUAUUCAGGUGGUAAAUACAACCAAGAUAAAACAUACAACAGGUAACCAGGGGCGGAACUUGAGGGGGGUAUGGGGACACGUGGCAGAUUAACCUUAUGUCUUAAAUUGCAGGCACUGCUCCACAAAGGAAAUCUACGUUGAAAAGAAGUGUGGUACGUCGAGUGCCAUCUAAAACCUAUGAAUAUGGUAAAAUAUAUUGUUGCUUGACGUAUGAAUAAGUUCCAAUUGUUGCAUGUAUCGUAUUUGGGAAAUAUUUGGGAUCAGUUUUGCAUACUUCACAAUGUAGCUUGGCUUAGCCAGUGAUUUCAGCUAUAGACUAAAUUAUGCCACAGCUAGAAAGAGUGUUUUCGAAUGAGUAGAACUGCAAAGAUUGGCUGCUAAAUAUUGUAAAAUGAAGAAAAUAUAGCCCUGUGAAGUUCGCAAAUUUUGUAUAUAUUUGUAUUACGCGCGGUAAAAAUAACCACUAUCGGCUCAAAAGUGGUUAUUUUUCCCGCGCGUAAUGCGAAUAUAUACAAAAUGUGUGAACUUCACAUGGCUGUAUUUUCCUCAUUUUACAACAAUUCGCAACCAAACUUUGCCAUUUGGUGAUGGAUUUCGUUCUUGUCUAGAUGAAACUGGAAUCAUUCAUUGAUAAUGAGGUUGGAUGAGUUUUGAAAAGAAUUUGUGUAUUUUAGGAGGAAGUAGAAAGAUUGGAUCUCCCGCUCCAAUGUUCGACUCACCUGGUCAGAAGGAGGAGGAAGAGUAAGAGAAAUCUCCCAAUUUUUCUCUCCAAAACCAUCAUUGAUAUCAUCGCGAUUGAAGUUUACAAUAUGUUAAUAUCCGGAGUGUGUUUCGUCUUAUAUAUCGUGAAAUUGUGUGUUUGUCAAGGAUUUUUGACGCAGUUACUUUGAUGAAAUAAAAUGUUCAUCAUCAUCAUUAACCCAUGGAGUGACAGCCCUUUUACCUUGACGAGUAAAAUCGUUCAAGUCUCCUCUUUUACACCUAAAACAAUCUUGUACUUACCGUUUUUAGUGAAAUUGAAGCAGGCCGAUUAAUAACACUUUGUGGUGCUCUCCUGAAACUGUUGCAGGUAUUUAUUGUUUAAUCCUUUAUUUCAAAAUCGUCAACUUUCUUUCACUCUCUAUAUUUCUAACUAUUUCUCCUUUUAUUCCAUUUUCCAAUCCGAGUUCACAUCAUCAAUCUUUCAUCUCACUAUUGAAAUCUUCAGGUCCGGUGUUUCCAGGCUCAGUUCUUGUUCAGGGUUCAAGUUGCGUAAAUUUAUAGUUUUUCCUGCACAUAUCAAAUUUGAGCACGAACAUUUCAAUUCUGUGGUCGGAUUGGAAAAUUAAGUGGCACAUUAUUUUUACAGCAAAAGAUUAUAUUUUAGAGUGAACAAAGUCUUAUUGAAGUUAUUAUUCCUGAAAAUCAUCAAAAUAACAUCUUUGAUGUGUUGAUUCAGAGCUCGAUGGAAACACUGGUGUUCGAAGGAGAGGUUCGUUGGAUUCUUACAAGUUCUACAAUUCUGAUGAUUAUUGAUUUAGUGUCAGAAGCUCAUGAUACAAACAGACAAGCAAGGUUUCCCUAACAAGUUUUAUCUGCUCGUGUGUUCGGCAAAAGGAGCCUUGUUCCAAAGCUAGUCAUGCCAGGUUUUGGCCAAGGAAAACUUGACAAAUGCACACGAAAUACUUCUAUGGUUUUGGCAAACGAAAGGCGGCUUUGACGUGAAAUAAAUGUUUAACAAUUUUCCCUGCACACGAGAAAGUAAACUUGUCCAGGAAAUCUUGUUGACAGUACACAUGAGAAAGUAAACUGGUCAAGGGAAACUUGUCAAGGAAAUCUUGUUGACCGUACUGUACGUACUGUAUACACACGAGAAAGUAAAUUCGCCAAGGAAAACGUGCUCUUCUGCUCGAACAUAUACUGUAAUUUUGCGUAGAUUUAAGCGAGCUGUAUAUAUUGUUUUAUGUAGGGUAUGGCAAACUCAGCUCGGAAAUUGAUCGCGAGGCGAGAAUAUUUUUCACUUCUUCCUUUGCUGCCAGUUCUCAAAUAUCUUGGAUCUGUUCUCAUCAAGUUUUCACUAGUUUUAAAGGUAUGUAAGACCGUAUACGCAUCGGGAGACGGGGCUGGACCAAUCAGAUGUGUUUGAUAUAUCCAAUUAACCAAUCGGAUGUGUUUGAUAUAUCCGAUUAACCAAUCAGAUGCGUUUGAUAUAUCCGAUUAACCAAUCAGAUGCGUUUGAUAUAUCCGAUUAACCAAUCAGAUGCGUAUACUAAGCCAGUGAGAGAUGGUGGUGAAAUCUGAACCUCUAUUGUCUGUGUGUCGCCACUAUCCUUAUGGAAGUGCAAUAUUUUUAUUAUCUAUAUCUUAAGGGUGUUCGUCAGGCAACGCAGGCCACUAUAACAAGUCUUUUCAUGAAUUUGGAAGUUGUGGUGAGUAGAGUUUAAGUUGUACAAGUACUUUUCACAACAUGAGCGGACCGUGAAACGUCUUGAUGAGAACAUUCGUAUUCUUCAACAAUUUCAAAUAAAUAAAUGAUAUUUGUUUAAAGAUAUUUGAUAUUUAUUUAACUUAAAGUUUAUGUAAAUCAACAUGAUUUUGUAUCAGAUAUACAAAAUCCUUCACGCUCAUGAUUUCUUUUGUGUUUUUUUCGUGAAUUAUUAAUGAGUUUCACAAUGAGUUUUGCACCAUGGCCUAACCCUUGAACAAUUGAAAUUGUUUCUUAUAGGGGGCGAAAGCUCUGGAAGAUUUUACUGAGAAUAUAAAGGUUAGUCUUUAUUGUAUAAACAUGAACAAUGUUUGUAAUAUUUUCUUGUUUGUACACUACAAACUUUGCUAGCAAUAUGAAUCAAGUUGUUAUCAGCUUGUUACAAGGUUGAUGACGGUAACAGACUUGCUACAAGUUGUUCCAACAACAUUAAUAUAGACUGUUCGUAACAAGUUGCUACGAGCUUGUCGUCAUCAAUUUGUUAACAAACGAUAUCAAACAUGUUGGAACAACUUGUUGCGAGUCUGUUGGCCUCAUCAACCUUGCUACAAGAUGACAACUUGUUCCAGACAACAAGCUGUGACAUUUUUACCCGUGUAAAUAGUAAUGUUCCUUUAUACUUCUCUGUAUUUUCACUACAGCACGAUCCAGACAAGCAGUCAAAUAUGCCAAAAGAUGGAACAGUUCACGAGCUUACCAGCAACGUAUGUUGUGCACCAUUAUAUAUCAUUUCUUUUGGUCUCCCCUUUAUCACAGUACGUAUUAUGCCACUGGUCAUGUAUCAAUUAUUGCAUAAAUAAUUUUUUACGUCAACCUACUUUAGACGCUGAUAUUUUUGACGCAUUUGCUCAGCUAUACUGACACUGUGGGAAACAUGCUCAAUUCUCAAGGUAAGAGAGUCAUGGAGAUCUUGCGCUUGAGACCAGAUACAUGUCUGGACACCAUCUUUGAGGAAACUGACUCGGUGUUAAACACUUACGCCUGUGUUCUGAAAGCUCACUCACACUCAAAGAGUGGAGGUUCAAUCUGAUCUUCUCUUGAGUGUCAAUGCUGUCUUUGAAUAGCUGGAGAGUGAGUAGUCGCAUGGUAAGGUAUGACACUAACCAUCCAGCUAUUCAAAAACAGCAUUGACACUCAGGGAAGCUCAGAUUGAACCUCCACUCUUUGAGUGUGAGUAAGCUUUCAGAAUACAGACUUGAGUCAGUUCCCUCAAACGUUUCUUAUAAAUCCUUCAAAACUUAGAAUUUACCUAUGCAAAAUUCCUACUGUGAUCACAGAAACUUUGAUCUGUUUGUCGGGAAUGACUAAAUGUUUCCCGUUAACAUUGAACCCGAAUGCUUUUUCUUUUCCAAUUUUAGAUCAAGUGAUAGAUCCGCGUACAAGUGAGGUGGAGUCACCGAAAACAACUGUUGCUAAAUAUAUCUGUGAGUCACCAUAACAAAAUAUUUUAAACAAAACAACUAUGAUUGUUUACGACCAGCACCACCACCACCUUCAUUAUCACCAUCACCACCAUUAUCACCACCACCACUGUCACCACCACCAUUAUAUCACCACUAUCACCACCAUCAUCACCACUAUCACCACCACUAUCACCACCACACUAUCACCACCACACUAUCACCACCACACUUUCAUCUCCACCACCAUCAUCGUCACCAUUAAUCACCACCAUCACCAUUGACCAUCGUCAUCACCAUUGACCAUCGUCAUCACCAUUGACCAUCGUCAUCACCAUUGACCAUCGUCAUCACCAUUGACCAUCGUCAUCACCAUUAAUUAGCAUUUUCCUAAAAGAGAUCACAGUGGAUUCUAGGAUUGUUUGGAGGGACAAAAUAUAUGGUGACAGGCGUCAAAUAUGUGCAAGAGUAGAACUAUCUACUAUUUCAAAUAUCAACUUUUUCGAUGACCAAAAAUGAAAUAUUUCCUUUGUACAUUAAACAUUUAAUUUAAAUGUGCGAUGCCAUAUUUCUUGUCCCUCCAACAUGGGAUUCGCCAGGACUUUGGGAAAUGGCUAAUUCAUUAACAAGAUAUUUUCUGUUUCUUAAGCUCGUGUCCUCGGAGCUCUGGGAUUGAAUCUUGAACUAAAAUCGAAAAGUUAUGUUCACAUCGCCGGGCAACCGGCUUUAUCAGGAAUAUUCCUACUCAACAAUUAUAACUAUAUUUUGAAAAGACUUCAAAGGUAGGUUACUAUUAACUUUUUAAUCUUUCGAUUUAUAGAUUUAUAUUCACUUUUUAAUCUUUAAUCGAUUCUCAUCAACUCGGAACAAGUUUAAGCUGGUUCAAAUUUUGAUGAGACUUGAUGAGAGUUUUCGCUACGUGCACGGUAAUAUCCAGUCAACUCUCAUGCAACUCUUGUUCUCGUUUGACCGGGGCAUGAGAGUUGAGAAAAGUCUCGUGCAAACUCUCGCUUCUCAACUCUCAUCAACUCUCAUGCAAACUCUCGCUUCUCAACUUUCAUUAACUCUUAUGCAACUCUUGUUGUCGUUUGACCGGGGCAUGAGAGUUGAGAAAAGUCUCGUGCAAACUCUCGCUUCUCAACUCUUCUCAACUCUCAUGCAACUCUUGUUUUCAUAUGACCGGGACUUAAGAAUAACGAUGUUUUUCUAUGAAUUUAGUGUGUUUAUAUGAUAACAUGCUAUAUACAAUGUUGUUUGUAGGACUGGGGUUUUAUUACUCAUGAGCGAAGGGGGUUCCAUUGAGAUUGAAAGUCAAUACAUGAAACUUAUUGAAGAACAGAAAGUUAGUUACCGGAAAGGGUACGUAAAAAGUACUUGAGACAAAUGCUAUCAAUGGGCGCGUAACACUUUUAGCAUCCAUGUUCCCCAUUCACUCAUUGUUUUCAAGUCACCUUUAUUUUUCAGUUGGAAUAAGGUUAUGAGCUACCUACUAGAGACGGACAAGCCGUUCACUCAGAGUAAAGAUGCCAAAGUGAGUCAUUGUGAACCUUAGUUGAACUAAUUCGACAUAACCGGAGACUUUAUUUACUCUAUAUAUUCUAGGUUGGUCAAAAGCAAAAACAACUUAUUAAAGAUAAAUUCAAGGUAAGAUGUUCGUAUGAUGUUUGUGAUGUUACUCUGAGUGUAUAUCCACACCGGGCGAGCUUGAAAAAUAUGCCCGGCCACGGUGGGAAUCGAACCUACGACCUUUGGAAUACUAGCCCAAUGCUCUGCCAACUGAGCUACGCGAUCAGGACGGUUCGAGUAAGUGAUAUUUCGGAACAGAAUCUUGUUCCUUCGAUACCAAUGUAAUAUAGUAAUAUGAUUUUUUCUGUGUUGGUGUUGUGUACUCAGGUGAAUGUUCGUAUGUUCAAAGACAAAAGUUUGACUCGAUCAAUCACCCUAGGUUUUCGUCGACCUUCUUGGUUAAUCUGGUUCUCUUUCUUUACAGACGUAGCACCCUUGGCCCAAAAAAAGAAAGGCCCUUACUGGACCUCUAGGAACGACAGUUUACAGAGCCAGUUAUCCAGUAUAACUAGAGUUAAACUCGGACGGUUUUUUCCGACGGAAAAUAUGUCGGCCAAUCAUGUUUUACAAAAUUUUCUUUCUGCGGAAAAUGUUUCUGAGUGAAAAUGGCCCUUUACUGAAGUUGUUAAGGCAACUGAUAAAACUCUCCAAUAUAAAUCAAUUUAGUUUAGGUUUCUUGCUGCAAUUCCACUGGACCAAUAAGGAACGGCCGUUACUGCACCUCUAGGAAGAACAGUCAAAGUUCGACUAUCCCCGAAUAUGAUUUUUGGUUUGUGUAGUAUUUGGGUCAUUCUAAGAAGAAAUGUAAUAUAUCUUCAUUGUAAAAAAAUUCAUCUUGACCAACUUUUUCACGGUCAAAAUUUCCGGAUAUGAUGUCAUUAGGUGAAUUUUUGGAGCAAAAAAACAAAGGAAAAGUAAUUUGCAAUUCACCUAAUGACAUCAUAUCUGGAAACUUUGACAGUGAAAAAGUUGAUCAAGAUGGGAUUGUUUAUUAUAAAGAAAUAUUACAUUUCUUCUUCGAAUGACCCAAAUAUUACACAUGCAGAAAAUCAUACUUGUGGUUAUAGUCUAUUUAUAACUUAGUUUUAUUUACUACUCCGCGGAUGGAGCUAUCCAUGCAGUGUAUAUAAAGAAAGUAAUUCACCAAUAUUUGUCAUUUCAGGGUUUUAACAGUGAGUUUGAAGACAUCUGUCAAACACAAAAGACGUAUGCUGUACCAGAUGAAAAACUGAGAGAUCAAUUACGUCAAGAGAAUAUAGAUUCAAUUGUACAAACUUACCGCGCUUUUCAAGAGAAGUAAGCAACAGUUAUGGCACCACUACAUUACAGUGUAUAAGCAUCACCAAUACACCAUCAUCAUUUACUGUACCAUCAUGAUCAACACCACCAUUAUCAUUAUCAUCAUCACUAUUAUCAUCAUCAUCACAAUAUUUGGAACCACAACGUUUGUCACCAGUAAUAUUACCAUCACCAUCAUUAUUUACUAUACCAUCAUGAUCAACACCACCAUCAUCAUCAUCAUCAUCAUCAUUAUCAUCCUUUGGAACCAAAACUCUAUUUGGUACCAAUACUGUCAACAGUAAUAUUACCAUCAUUAUCACCAUCAUGAUUACUAACUUUAUUUAUUUUUACUAAAUAGCUAGAUCAGUUCUAAAAGCUGUUCUCUCUAUAGAGUCAAACUGGAAGCACUCUUUUUACAUGCGUCUGAGGCGAAUAGCUAUCAAACAACUGCAUAUUGUAGAAUUGAACCUCGUUUACAGAGGCGAAAAGCACAUGAAUUGACCAUCAUCACCAUCAUUACUCCUUUUGAAGUUAAGCAGCAUUCACAUUGGUAUAUAUUUUAGACACAUCAAUCCGCCAAUCUAUAUUUGUUUCAGAUACACGGCUAUACAAUUCACAAAGAACGUAGAGAAAUACAUCAAGUAUACACCAGAAGAAGUUGAGAAGCAAUUGUCAACUCUGUUUGAUUUAUCGGCUUGAAUUCGGAACUCAUCUAUCCUGGAGCCGAGGUGUCAAGUGAGUAAAAUUCGGCAACUCGUCCUUUGAACAGUGUUCAGAGAUCGUAUGGAUUUAUAGAAAACCAGAAAAUGAAUAAUCCACAAAUUGUAAAUAAUUUGCAAAUGUUUAAAAUGAAUAAGGAAUAAUAGAUUUCGCUCCCACCACUGUUCAAUGGUUUUUUUUUUCUAUUUUCUUUGUAUGACGGUUCUGGUCAGCUCAUGAAAGAUUUU